This is a messenger RNA of Prunus armeniaca (apricot), 1188 nucleotides long. The record is from the annotation of a GenBank genome assembly. Lineage: Eukaryota; Viridiplantae; Streptophyta; Magnoliopsida; Rosales; Rosaceae.
AUGAAACGAGGGUACUCAGAAUCCCCAUCCACCUCUCUUGGGCCACCUCAAUCCAGGUUGAAGCCCAACCCAGAAGGUGAUUCACAAUUCUUGGAGGAUGAAAGCACAAAAAUUUUUGCACGUAAAGUGGCAGAUCAUUACAGUGCAAGGACGAAUCAAACGCUGGAAGAACGAGAAGCUAGUCCAAUCAUCCAUUUAAAAAGCUUAACAAUUGGAUACUCCAUAAUGAUUAAGAGUGUCUUAAUUCAACUCUAUGCUCGCAGAGGAGAUGCUGUACUUGAUCUUGCAUGUGGCAAGGGGGGUGAUCUCAUCAAAUGGGACAAGGCCAAAAUUGGAUAUUAUGUUGGCAUCGAUAUCGCUGAUGGCUCAAUAGAAGAUUGUCGUACCCGUUACAAUGGCGAUGCUGACCAUCAUCAACGCCGUAAAAAAUUUACAUUUCCUGCCCACCUUAUAUGUGGAGAUUGUUUUGAGGUUCGCCUGGAUAAAGUCCUGGCUGAUGAUGCCCCCUUUGAUAUUUGCAGUUGCCAGUUUGCCUUGCAUUAUUCCUGGUCUACUGAAGCACGUGCACGACGAGCCUUGGCUAAUGUCUCGGCUUUACUUCGUCCUGGCGGUACUUUCAUUGGAACAAUGCCUGAUGCCAAUGUGAUCAUCAAAAAGCUUAGAGAAGCUGAAGGAUUGGUCUUUGGUAAUAGUGUCUACUGGAUACGAUUUGAUGAAGAAUUUUCGGAAAAGAAAUUCAAGUCUUCAAGCCCCUUUGGUAUCCAGUACAAGUUUCACCUGGAGGAUGCUGUUGAUUGUCCUGAAUGGAUUGUCCCCUUUCAUGUCUUCAAAUCCCUGGUAGAAGAGUAUGAUAUGGAGCUAGUUUUUGUGAAGAACUCACAUGAAUUUGUGCAUGAGUAUAUGAAAAAACCAGAAUAUGUGGAGCUAAUGCGGAGGCUUGGUGCAUUAGGUGAUGGUAACCAAGAUCAGAGCACGCUAUCACAAGAUGAAUGGGAAGUAGCUUAUUUGUAUUUGGCAUUUGUCUUGAGGAAGCGAGGCCAACCUGAUCAGGCACAAGCAAACGGUAGAAGAGACAAAGGGAAGAUGCAUAUAUCAAAAGAGGACAUAAUCAUGGAGAAGCCUCUGCUUGGCCAAAUGGGAAAGGGAAGAGAGCUCAACUCCCCACACUGUUCUACUAGCUACUUGUAG